Molecule: messenger RNA, 954 nt
Organism: Clonostachys rhizophaga
Lineage: Eukaryota; Fungi; Ascomycota; Sordariomycetes; Hypocreales; Bionectriaceae
Source: the annotation of a GenBank genome assembly
AUGACUUUGAAUCCUUCUCCCAUUUCUUCCUCUGUGCUGGAUAUUAUUGGUAAUACACCAGUAAUACAGCUCAAGAGUGUAGUCCCAGAGAACAGCGCCGAUGUUUUCGUUAAACUAGAAUGCUUCAACCCGACGGGGUCAUAUAAAGAUCGCAUGGCAAAAUCCAUGAUCGAGCAAGCGGAACACCGUGGGGACCUGAAACCCGGCAUGACUGUUGUUGAAGCGACAGGCGGCAGCACAGGCGCAUCACUGGCCUUCAUCUGCGCUCUCAAGCGGUAUCCGUUUCUGGCCCUCGCGGCCGAUUCGAUUGCGCCCGAGAAACUGCGUACAAUGAGUGCUUUUGGUGCGACGCUCGACAUCACACAUAGCCCGUCGGGGAAAACAACGCCGGAUCUGAUGGCAUCUAUGAACCGGAGGGCUGCCGAUCUUGGGUCUCGAGAGGAGUAUCUCUAUACCGACCAGUUUGCCAACCGGGAUGCACUCAUUGGAUACGCUCAAAUUGGCCACGAGUUGGUCAAGCAAUUUCCAACGGGUUUUGAUGCGUUUUGCGGUGCGUUUGGCACAGCAGGCAUGACCAUGGGCGUGUCCAAGGUGAUCAAGGCUCGCGACCCAAACACUCGAGUCAUCUUGCUCGAGCCGGAAUCUGCGGCCCUACUGGCAAAGGGCCAAAGUGGCCCGCAUGGUGUCGAUGGCACUGCGCCGGGUUUCAUCUCGACUCAUGUUGACCGUGAGCUAUACGACGAGGCCCGCACGGUUGACGAGCAGGACGCCCGAGCCAUGUGCCGCCGUCUAGCAAAGGAAGAAGGACUUUUGGUUGGGACCUCAUCGGGCCUGAAUAUUGCUGCCGCCGUUGAGCUGGCUCAAGAGUUGGGUGCCGGAAAGAGAGUGGUCACAGUUGCUUGCGACACUGGGCUGAAGUAUCUAAACGGCUCCCUUUUCUCAGUGGACUCAUAG